Tympanuchus pallidicinctus (lesser prairie-chicken) is the source of this 3403-nucleotide messenger RNA. It is a transcript of the gene GIMAP8, whose product is annotated as GTPase, IMAP family member 8. Bases 164 to 2869 code for a protein of 901 amino acids. Gene Ontology annotation, molecular function: ATP hydrolysis activity; GTP binding. NCBI's taxonomy places the organism in Eukaryota, Metazoa, Chordata, Aves, Galliformes, Phasianidae. The record is from RefSeq and is a predicted model, not a curated record. The transcript has 10 exons.
CUCCCGACGCCGCCUCUAAAAGCGCUGCUGAGCUGCACAGCGCUUCCAGCCCCGGCGCUGCUGUGCGGGACGAGAGCAGCAACAGCACGAGUGCAGCAGUCAGAGCUGGGACACAGCGCAGCGCUGCUUUGGCUUCCUCUGUGUGAGUGUGAGCGCUCUCCCGAUGGCAGGACGUCACAGCAAAGGGUCCCAGCUGAGGAUCCUGCUGGUGGGCAAGACGGGGAGUGGGAAGAGCGCGACAGGGAACACCAUCCUUGGGAGGGAGGCGUUUGAAUCGAAGCUGUCAGAAAGUUCCGUAACCUCUGACUACGGCAGUGCCCAGAGCCACUGCUGUGGAAGGGCAGUGGAGGUCGUGGACACUCCAGGCCUCUUUGACACAAGAGAAGCCAACCUGAAAACAGCUGAAAAGAUCAAGAACGGCCUUCGAUACCUCUCUACAGGGGUCCAUGCCAUCGUCCUGGUGAUGCAGCUGGGUCGAAUCACUCAGGAAGAGAAGGAAGUGGUUGAGUGGGUGACCAAGAUAUUCAAUAUUGAAGCACAGAGGUACACAAUCCUGUUAUUCACCCGAGCAGAACAACUGCAGAAACCAGAAGGUCUGAAGAGUUUCAUAGAAGGGAGUUCAUACCUCAAGGCCUUGGCAGCCAAGUGUGGAAAUCGGUACGUUGGAUUCAGCAACACAGCCACCAGGGAGGAGAGGGAUGGGCAGGUUGCAGAGCUCAUCAGCGUGAUUGAUGCCAUGGUCGAGCAGAACGGCGCUGCUCCGUGUUACACGCGAGAGAUGCUGGAGGAAGACACACGGACCUUUUUGCAGAAGGCUCCCCCUGUGAGUGUGAGCGCUCUCCCGAUGGCAGGACGUCACAGCAAAGGAUCCCAGCUGAGCAUCAUCCUGGUGGGGAAGACGGGGAAUGGGAAGAGUGCAACAGGGAACACCAUCCUUGGGAAGGAGGCAUUUCAUUCCAUGUUGUCACCACAUUUGGUAACCCAAGAGUGCAAGGACGUCAAGGACCAUGUUAAUGGAAGACCAGUUCUUGUUAUCGACACUCCUGGCCUAUUUGAUACAAGGGAAACCAAUGAAAAAACAGCUGAAAAGAUUAAGAAUGCGUUUCAGAGAACCAGUGAAGGUGUCCAUGCCAUCAUCCUGGUGAUGCAGCUGGGACAAAUGAGUAAGGAAGAGCAGGAAGUGGCUGACUGGGUGACCAGAAUCUUCCAUUCUAAAGCAUGGAGAUACACAAUCCUCUUAUUCACCCGAGCAGAGCAGCUGGAGCAUCCAAAAGGUCUGAAGGGCUUCAUAGACAGGAGCCCAUACCUCAAGGGCCUGGCAGCCAAGUGUGGAAAUCGGUACAUUGGUUUCAGCAACAUAGCAACUGGAGAGAAAAGGGAUCGGCAGGUUGCAGAGCUCAUCAGCAUGAUUGAUGCCAUGGUAGAGCAGAAUGGCAGAGCUCCGCGUUACACACAGGAAAUGCUGGAGGAAGACACACGGACAUUCUUUGAAAAAGAGCCUUAUGUGAGCGCUCUCCCGAUGGCAGGACGUCACAGCACAGGGUCCCAGCUGAGGAUCCUGCUGGUGGGCAAGACGGGGAGUGGGAAGAGCGCGACAGGGAACACCAUCCUUGGGAGGGAGGCGUUUGAAUCGAAGCUGUCAGAAAGUUCCGUAACCUCUGACUACGGCAGUGCCCAGAGCCACUGCUGUGGAAGGGCAGUGGAGGUCGUGGACACUCCAGGCCUCUUUGACACAAGAGAAGCCAACCUGAAAACAGCUGAAAAGAUCAAGAACGGCCUUCGAUACCUCUCUACAGGGGUCCAUGCCAUCGUCCUGGUGAUGCAGCUGGGUCGAAUCACUCAGGAAGAGAAGGAAGUGGUUGAGUGGGUGACCAAGAUAUUCAAUAUUGAAGCACAGAGGUACACAAUCCUGUUAUUCACCCGAGCAGAACAACUGCAGAAACCAGAAGGUCUGAAGAGUUUCAUAGAAGGGAGUUCAUACCUCAAGGCCUUGGCAGCCAAGUGUGGAAAUCGGUACGUUGGAUUCAGCAACACAGCCACCAGGGAGGAGAGGGAUGGGCAGGUUGCAGAGCUCAUCAGCGUGAUUGAUGCCAUGGUCGAGCAGAACGGCGCUGCUCCGUGUUACACGCGAGAGAUGCUGGAGGAAGACACACGGACCUUUUUGCAGAAGGCUCCCCGUGUGAGUGUGAGCGCUCUCCCGAUGGCAGGACGUCGCAGCACAGGGUCCCAGCUGAGCAUCAUCCUGGUGGGCAGGACGGGGAGCGGCAAGAGUGCGACAGGGAACACCAUCCUUGGGAGGGAGGCAUUUCGUUCUGCACUGUCAGCACAGUCAGUAACCCAGGAGUGCGAGAAAGCUGAAGGCCUCUUUGCUGGAAGACCUGUUGGUGUCGUUGACACUCCUGGCCUUUUUGACACUAAGGAAGUGCUUAGAACAACAGCUGAAAAAAUUCAGAAUGCCUUUCAGUUUGUCUCUGAAGGGUUCCAUGCCAUCAUCCUGGUGAUAACGAUGGGCCGAAUCUCUGAGGAAGAUCGGGAAGUGGCUGAGUGGGUGACCACGAUAUUCAGUAGAGAAGGAAGGAGGUACACAAUCCUGUUAUUCACCCGAGCAGAAGAGCUGGAGCAUCCAGAAGACCUGAAGGCUUUCGUAGAAGGGAGUUCAUUCCUCAAAGGCCUGGCAGCCAAGUGUGGAAAUCGGUACAUUGGAUUCAGCAACAUAGCAACCGGAGAGAAAUGGGAUGGGCAGGUUGCAGAGCUCAUCAGCAUGAUUGAUGCCAUGGUCGAGCAGAACGGCGCUGCUCCACAAUACACACGGCAAAUGCUGCUGAAGGAUUUAUCCAAUGUUCCUGGGAACUCUUGUGCCAUUCUCUAAGUUGAGGCAGGACACAUCUUCUCCUCUGCGCCAUUCCUGCUGCCUGGCGCGCCGAUGCCGGAGGUGCUGAGUGGUGACGGGCUGUGUGGGACCAGCAGGGCACGGGGGCUCCAACAACUCGGCUGCAAGGAGCCUUACCUGCAGAAGCUGGAAGCUGUGAGGCCUGUGGGCCCUCGCUGUGCGGAGGCACCGUGGAACACAGCUGAUCUGCACUUCCUCUCACGGCUGAUAAAGACGACCAGCAGAGACCCUUGUGCAAAGCUCCCACACCUCCUAGACUCACUUGUGCUGCCAUCCUCAGGGCUGCGCUGGGUGCAGGAGUGGUGAAAUACACCUGCCUCCAAAUCCCUCUCCUUUUUCUUCUCCUUUUUCUUUUAUUUGCUUUCCCUCAAAGUAGUUGAUAAGGAACCAGUGCCUCACCAACACCCUUGUGCGUGAUGCUUACUAAGCACUGUUAGAAAGCUGCCUCAUUUGGCCUCAAACUAGUUGAUUAGUUGUUGACAGAAAGCUCAAUAAACUGCAGUUUCUCUUCAA